This is a messenger RNA of Parnassius mnemosyne (clouded apollo), 2427 nucleotides long. Lineage: Eukaryota; Metazoa; Arthropoda; Insecta; Lepidoptera; Papilionidae. The record is from the annotation of a GenBank genome assembly.
AUGCGGAGACGACCUCUGCCAUCGGUCCGUGAAGAAGUGUCAAGGCCAAAGACGUGGCGAAGUUUGUGCGAGAGUGAGUGGGCAGUGUAUAUACUCGUGGCUUCUGUUGGUUCACUGACGUAUGCGAAUAGUUUAAAUGGUGAAUUUGUUCAUGACGAUAUCCCGGCAAUUGUUUCUAAUGGUGACGUGAACGGCGCAAAUCCAUUGUUACAAGUUUUCAAAAAUGACUUCUGGGGUACACCAAUGUCCGACUUGAAUAGUCACAAAUCGUAUCGGCCACUUACUACGCUGUCGUUUCGAUUGAACUAUGUGCUAUGCGGUCUCUCGACGUGGUGGUGGCACGCGUGUAACGUUGCUCUGCACGCACUGUGCUGCGCGCUCGUCGCACGCACUGGUGCUGUAGUGGCACGUUUACAAAGACCGUUUGCAGCUCUAGCAGCUUUAUUAUUUGCUGUACAUCCCAUUCACACUGAAGCGGUAUCGGGUGUUGUGGGACGAGCGGACGUGCUCGCUUGCGUCCUAUUUCUUUCAUCCCUCCUUCUAUAUCACGGGACAUCAGGUAAACUACGAGUGUGGGCGAGUGUGCUACUGGCAGCGCUUAGCAUGUUAGCCAAGGAAACUGGACUGACUGCACUGCUAUUUAAUGUAGUCUUCGAUUUGUACCGCUACUGGGGAUCUAUAAGACGGUCAUCGCCUAUAAGAUGUCGUUGGAAAGAAGAUAGCAUAUAUAGCCGCGUUGCUCGCAGCGUUGGCGCGUUGGCUUUAUUGGCAAUAUUCAGAAUAGCAAUGCUGCAAGGAUCACUUCCAACAUUUUCGCCACAAGACAACCCACCGGCAUUUCAUCCGUCAUAUAUCGUUAGGUUAAUGACGUUUAGUUAUCUGGCAGCGUUCAAUUGUUGGCUGCUGAUAUGCCCUUGGACGCUGAGUCACGACUGGCAGAUGGGAUCCAUUUCACUUGUGACCAGUGGAUGGGAUCCGCGAAACCUGAUUACUGUAACAGUUUUAAUCGCUCUAUUAGCGAUAUCAUAUUGCUGUUUAAUGGACUUGGCGGUACAACGUCACACGCCCGCUGUCGUUGGAUUGAUGUUACUUGUGUUCCCAUACCUACCCGCUUCCAAUUUAUUUGUGACAGUUGGCUUCGUUGUCGCUGAGAGAGUUUUGUACAUACCCAGCGUUGGAUUGGUGUUGAUAACCGUAUAUGGCAUUCAACUGAUGUGGCGGAGAACUGUACGUGGAAAGCGGUUGAUAGUGAUAGGGGUUGCUAUUCUUGUCGCCAGUGGAGCUGCACGGACACAGCUCCGGAACUGUGAUUGGAGAAAUAGAGAGACUCUUAUUAGAGCUGACUUGGCUGUUCUUCCGCAUAAUGCUAAACUGCAUUAUAACUUUGCUAACUUUUUGAAAGAUAUUGAGCAACAAGAAAGUGCUAUCAAACACUACAAAGAAGCUUUAAAAUUAUGGCCAAGUUACGCCAGCGCUCACAACAAUCUUGGAACGUUAGUCGUAGAAUCAGGCCGCGCUGAGCAUCACUUCUUACAAGCGCUUAAGUAUAAUCGAGAUCAUGUUAAUGCACAUUACAACCUCGCGAAACUUUACAGAAAAAAGAACAAAAUAAAUGAGUCAAUAAAGAUGCUACAGAGAUGUAUAUCACUUGAGCCAAGAUUCGUACAUGCGUACUUAGAACUGUUAUUGGUAGCACCGCAAGAAGACAAAAGAGAUAUAUUAGACAAGUUACUAGAGCUUGAACCGAAGAACUGGGAACAUUAUCAAAUCUACGGUAACUGGUUCAAAGAAAGAGGGUUAUGGCCUUUUUCACUUCAGUACUACAUAUCAGCAGUAAAACUCUCGAUAAAUGACCCAGAGUUGACGCCAAACGCUUUGCUGCCUCUACGUUCGGCUUGCUUAUUACUGCGUAGUGUUGGGCAACAGGCUCGCAUACUGCAGCUAGUCAAUAGAUGGCAGACUGCGCGAGGAGACGAAGUAACCGCGGCGCGUCGCUGGGCGGUCACUCGCACAUGGCGCCUACGCAACGAGCUGGCCGAUCGCGCAGCUAAAUACGCUCGCGCUCCUUUGGUAACGUCAACUUGCCUCCACCACAGUAAGUUUGAAGUAUCGUCAGAUGUCUACAAAAUAAAUAACGCGGUAAAGGAGAACACUAGAACGUUCUUAUACAAAUAUGACAUUCAAAGCGUUUCAAAACAAAAUGCUAUGAACGAUGUAGAGAAAGCGUCUACAGAGAACAGCUGCCAAAAAAACAUAUUACAUAGUGAUAAGGAGGGCGUUUCUCUUUCGGCACAAUAUAAGCCGAUUCAAAAUAAAUCAGAAACGGGUCACAAGCACAAGAGCUGUCGUCUUCAUAAAAAGAAGAAAAUAAAAGAACCGGAGUCUUUCGUUCCUUUUGUGUCUGACCAUUUAAUAAAGACUUAUUAG